Belonocnema kinseyi is the source of this 1158-nucleotide messenger RNA. RefSeq names its product ester hydrolase C11orf54 homolog. Gene Ontology annotation, cellular component: nucleus. The transcript is spliced from 7 exons. Lineage: Eukaryota; Metazoa; Arthropoda; Insecta; Hymenoptera; Cynipidae. The coding region runs from base 1 to 1158 and encodes 385 amino acids. Gene Ontology annotation, molecular function: hydrolase activity, acting on ester bonds; zinc ion binding. The record is from RefSeq and is a predicted model, not a curated record.
AUGGUCUUCGAAGAAUCUGAUUCCUUUGAUGUCCUUCGUAGAUCCUUGUUCAGCGUAUCUGCCAAUGGAGAAUCCUUUUACAGCUUUGAAAAUCGUGGAGUUCAGUCAGUUUUCCCAGCAACAAGGAGCUUAUGUCCUGAUGAAUGUGACUGGUCCUGUCACGGUCGCCAAUUUAUCGCAAAAGCUGCAGUAACUCCACACAAAUUAAAAAUUGUAGAAAGAAAAUUGUAUGUGCCUCCCUUGAGUGAAUUACAAACUGUUUUCCGGACAGAGCUAUUAAAAAAUUUUGCUGAAGUUAAGGUCGAAAUCGUGGACUCUCCAAACUUCACUAAAAAACCUUUCAAUCUAGCAGCUCCUGGAAUAGGGGGAAGGCCAUCACUUCUAGAAGUUGGUGGAGUAUCCCUGUACAAUCAUCAAAUACACAAGCAAGAAUUAUUCGACAUUAAAACUAUCGUGAAAAAUUUGAACCGUACAUCAAAAGCAUUUGUAACGGGUGCUGCUAUUGGACCCUGGCCUUUUCUGAAAAAAGAUUGCGACGUUGCCGUGAACGUAGUUGUGGGUAAAAAAAAAUCUACUACAAGCUCCUAUGUUAUCACAUUAGACAAAAUUCGUGGGAAAAUUAAAUGUCAGGCCCUGCCCUUAAAUGAAACUCGAUUUGCAGUACAGGGAAAUCUAUUUCUCAGCGAUGGAAAAAGAGGAAAGGUCCUAAAAGUUUAUGCUAAGAAACGCAUAGGCGAAGAUAGUUUCAUUGCUAGUAUGAGAAGGAGCAUUACAAAUUACUAUGGAGAAAAGAAACUUGUUGGUAUUGGAGGAUUCUUUGUGUUGCAAGCAGGAAAGACAAAUGAACUUUUCGCAAACGUUCUAGAGGAACCUAUACCUAAGGGUAGCAAUUUGACUCGGAUUCCCCAUUUUUAUCUAGAUGAAGGUUCUGCUAAGGAGACUGGAGUUGGAACUUUUGUUUCUGCCAAAACCGAGCUUGAUCUUACUCCAAAUCACUUUCAUUUGUUUUCCACACAUAGCGAUUGUGGACAUUAUGUCCGCGACACCACCCCUGCAAUUGUAGAAUAUGAAGGAUAUUUUACACCUGCAGAAGUUCUUUACAGAGUAAAUCAAGCACCUCAUUACAAGCUGGUUUUAAUCCCCUCUGAUCAUUUCUGA